Messenger RNA from Nicotiana tabacum (common tobacco), 2682 nucleotides. Lineage: Eukaryota; Viridiplantae; Streptophyta; Magnoliopsida; Solanales; Solanaceae. The record is from RefSeq and is a predicted model, not a curated record.
GUAGACAUUAUAAUUUAUGAACACAAGUAAAAUUCUUGUAUUUCUUAUUCAAGCCUUUCAUAUUCACAGUCUGAAUAUCAAUGUCAGCAAAGAACAAAAUCCUUUCUAUAGUAAACCAACUGAAAAUUUGUACAAGUUCAAAGCAGCUGGAAUCCCUCUACACUUUGAUACUAAAAAAUGGUGCUGCAACCAAAGACUGUUUCUUAAUGAACCAAUUCAUUUCCACAUGUUCUACACUUAAUAACACAGAUUUUGCAUCCCUUGCAUUUUCCCAAAUGGAAAAUCCCAAUGUAUUCGUUUUCAACGCAUUAAUAAGAGCUUUUAUUCAUUGUCACAGCCCAAUUAAUGCUUUAAACUUGUAUAUAGACAUGUUAAAAAAAACUCAAAAUAGUCCAAAUAGCUACACAUUUUCGUCAGUAAUUAAGGGUUGUACUUUGAUGUGUGCUUUAAGACUAGGUGAAUGUGUACAUGGGCAAAUUUGGAAGUAUGGGUUUAGAUCCCAUGUUUUUGUUCAAACUGGUUUGAUUGAUUUUUACUCUAAUUUAGGUAGAGCUGAUUUAUCAAGAUUAGUGUUUGAUGAAAUGCCUGAAAGAGAUAAUUUUGCUUGGGCUGCAAUGGUUUCAGCCCAUGCUAAGGCUGGUGAGUUGGGUGCUGCUAGAAGUUUGUUUGAUGAAAUGCCUGAAAAAAUUACCCCUGCUUGGAAUGCUAUGGUUAAUGGGUAUGCAAGAACUGGGGAUGUCGAGUCAGCUGAGUUGUUGUUCAAGGAAAUGUCGAGUAAGGAUUUGAUAUCGUGGACUACGAUGAUAAAUUGUUACUCUCAGAACGGGAUAUAUGGACGAGCUACAGAGGUUUUCUGUGACAUGAAGAGUAACUUGAUCACUCCUGAUGAAGUAACAAUGACUAGUGUUAUUUCUGCUUGUGCACAUCUUGGUGUCCUGGAUCAAGGAAAGGAGAUGCAUCUUUAUGUUAUGCAAAAAGGUUUUGAUCUUGGUGUACAUAUUGGGUCUGCAUUAAUUGACAUGUAUGCAAAAUGCGGGAGCUUGGAGAGAUCACUCUUGGUAUUCUAUAAGUUGAGGGAGAAAAACCUUUUCUGUUGGAAUUCUGUUAUCGAUGGACUGGCUGUUCAUGGUUAUGCAGAAGAGGCAUUAGCUAUGUUUAGCAGGAUGGAGAAAGAGAAGGUAAUGCCGAAUGGUGUUACCUUUGUCAGCGUUCUUACAGCUUGUACACAUGCAGGGCUAGUUGAGGAGGGUCGGAAGAGGUUUCUAACUAUGACCGGGUACUAUGGUAUCGUUCCUGAAAUGGAGCACUAUGGUUGCAUGGUUGACCUAUUGUGUAAAGCUGGUUUACCAGAGGAAGCACUUGAGAUUAUUAGAAGCAUGAGAAUGGAGCCAAAUGCUGUUGUUUGGGGUGCUUUACUUGGUGGGUGCAAGCUUCAGAAGAACUUGGAAAUUGCUCAAUUUGCUGUUGGAAAGUUGAGUAUUUUGGAGCCAAAGAACAGUGGCUAUUACGCCCUCCUAGUGAACAUGUAUGCUGAUGCAAAUAGAUGGAGUGAAGUAGCCAGGAUCAGGGCAAUCUUGAGAGGAUUAGGAGUAGAAAAAGAAUGUCCAGGUUCCAGCUGGAUCGAAAUAGAGAAAAAGAUCCAUCAGUUUGCUGCUUGUGAUAAUUAUCACCACUCUUCACAGGAGAUUUUUUCCUUACUAGAUGGAUUUGAUGGGCAACUUAAGCUGGCUGGGAAUGUUCAAGAGCUUGGAUUUGUGUUCUAAUGACAUGCAAAGCCAUUGUUGACAGCACAGACUUCAUAUUCAAAGUGGUUAAAUAUUUUGUAUUCUGUUGCGGUGGAUUUAGAUCUCGAACUGUACAUUCAAAGAGGCAAAGGUAAUGCAAAUUCAUUCGAGUCACUAAUCUUGUGCUAUGUAAAAUCAUCGCAGCAACCGUUACAUGGGCAUUUCGUACGGCUAAAGGUUCAUAACUACAGCAUUCAAUUAAGUACAAAUUCAUUAAGAAGUUCACUCUUGUUAAUGCCAAGGCGGGAAGUUUCUGUUUGAAGUAAAAUCCGAGCUGCCACAGAAUAUGGAUUGUAUCUAGACAACUCUGAGUUCAAAGUUUUUCCAGUUGAAUCAGUGGCUCGGGCGAUGAAAUUUCUCUCCUCUGCUCUAACCGGUGGCUAUUAGGCACUUCGCAGUUCCUCCUUAUCUCUCCUGCGCAGCCAGAUUGGUCACCCAUCUUUAUCAUCCCUUCAACAAAGGCCUCAAAGAAUUUAUCUUGGUGUUGCAUCCAGGGUCACAUUCCCAUCUCCACCAAGUGGAGAAAGCCUGUCUAGCUUUUUCCUAAAUCUUUGUUCAGUAGCAGGGUGAAGCCGGCCUGAGCCAGACUGGUUAUAUAGGCAAAAAAUGAUGUCAAAGCACCUUCCGUUGCCAAUGGAACGAGAACCAGAAAGGGCUACAAGAAUUAAAUCUGCUGAAGAGAUCAAUGAGGAAUAUGGCCCGAAUCAGAGAAUUUCAAUGACAAAGGUAUGGGUCCAGUCAAGGAACUUGCACCAAAGGUUAUGAUUUCAAUUCUUCCAGCUGCAAUAGGAAACUGAUAGGCUGAUGGGCAUGGUACUCGUGUUGCAGCUACGGCAGCAGGGAGUCCAGUGGCAGGUGCAUCUUAUUGUGGGUUAGCAGCAGGAACAGCCAAGGGUGG